This is a messenger RNA of Drosophila serrata, 1402 nucleotides long. RefSeq lists its product as uncharacterized. The record is from RefSeq and is a predicted model, not a curated record. Gene Ontology annotation, cellular component: U2AF complex. Gene Ontology annotation, molecular function: RNA binding; metal ion binding. Gene Ontology annotation, biological process: mRNA splicing, via spliceosome. NCBI's taxonomy places the organism in Eukaryota, Metazoa, Arthropoda, Insecta, Diptera, Drosophilidae.
GUUAAAAUGCCGGGAAAAAGAGUUAGACGAAAGUUAAUCAAAAAGAAGCAGCGACAGCGACGCCGCCAAAAGGCAGCCAAAGAACGCGAUAAACAAGAGCUAGAGGCAGAGAACCUAAGACUCACAGAUCCCGAUUACCAGGAAUGCCUGAUGCGCCAGGAGAAACUAGAGGAAUUCCAGCGCCAGGCCGCUGAGAGGGAGCACCAGGAGGCCGAGAAGGCCUGGAUGCAACGCGAGGCCAUCGCCCAGCAACAAUUUCGCAUCGAUGAGGCCAAGCGGCGGCAAAAACAAGAGGAAGUUGAGCGCCUGCAGCGGGAGCAGGCCGAGGAGCGUGCAAAACGAGAAGAAUCUGCGAGGAAGCAGCGCGAAGAGCACCUCCAGAGAACAGCCAAGGCUGCCGCCGAAUUCGAGGCCAUGAUGCAGAGCAUGGCAGAGUAUCUCAACGAUCCUGAAAUUGAGAAACCUCCACAGCAUCUCCUUCGGGUGAUGGAAACCCAUCCCGAGGAGCGUCCCUGCGAGUUCUUCAACCGCACCAACUGCUGUCGCUACGGCCACAGCUGCACCUUCAACCACCGACGUCCCAUGCUGUCCCGGAUCCUCCUGAUCCGUCAUUUCUUCAGCCAUUCUCUGCUGCAGGAGCAACGCACAAAGCCCAACGAAUACUCCGGGGCAGACGAGGGUCUGGAGUUGACAGAGAUGGACAUGCGCGAUGACUACGACGUGUUCUUUGCUGAUGCUGUCGAGGAGCUGCAGAAAUUUGGCACCAUUGUAAACUUUCGAACUGUGAGAAAUACGCUGGAGCACCUGAGGGGUCAUGUUUUUGUGGAAUACACUGACGAACGAUCUGCUCUCCGCGCCUUUACCAAUCUCCAGGGUCGCUACUACGCCUGCAAGCGCCUCAAUGUGGAGUUCUCCAACCUGAAGACCUGGCGUGGCGCAGUUUGCGGUUUGUCCUUAACACGUAUAUGUCCCAAAGGUAACCAGUGCGGCUAUUUGCAUUUGUUUCGGAACAAGGACAACCUGUUCAACACGGAACUGGAGUACACAACAGGUCCGAAAAGUAAAAGGAACUCUAGUCAGACACCCACAGCCAAGACGCCCAGUUGGGAUGAUCAGUCAGAGCAUGGUCGGAACUGGCGGUGGUCCGAAAGUCCUGAACCGCAGCUAGAACACUCCAAGGAGUCCAAGACUCGCAAAGGUAAAGAUCUCAAAAAUCAUCAUACUUCGGAAUACCGAUCUAGGUCCAGACGUGAUAAAGACCCCAACAGAACUAGCUCCAAAAGAGAUCGUAGCUCUUCGGAUUCACAUAGAAGAGAACAACAUAGAUCAAAUGGAUAUAAACAUUCCAGAAGUCACUCCAGGGACCGGGAUUGUUAAUAAAAACCAAAGUCAAGUAAUUUAA